AUGGACGUGGACGUGUACUUCUACGACGAGGCUGAAUCUAAGGAAUUUCCUGUCGCACGAUUUGCCACUGGCAUCGGUGAAGCUGAUCGAAGAGGAGGAAUUAAAAUCACGCUCGACAGAGGUGUCGUCGGCGAUGUGACGUUUUCUUUCUCCUACAGCGUUUCUGCCAUUCACGAAAGUAAGCAAUUUUGCUCUGGCAACAAUUUAAAUUCUCUAUUCUUAACAAGGUAAUA
Messenger RNA from Soboliphyme baturini, 233 nucleotides. NCBI's taxonomy places the organism in Eukaryota, Metazoa, Nematoda, Enoplea, Dioctophymatida, Soboliphymatidae. The record is from the annotation of a GenBank genome assembly.